This is a messenger RNA of Syngnathus typhle (broad-nosed pipefish), 13629 nucleotides long. It is a transcript of the gene bsnb, whose product is annotated as bassoon (presynaptic cytomatrix protein) b. The coding region runs from base 133 to 11046 and encodes 3637 amino acids. Lineage: Eukaryota; Metazoa; Chordata; Actinopteri; Syngnathiformes; Syngnathidae. The transcript has 13 exons. Gene Ontology annotation, cellular component: glutamatergic synapse; GABA-ergic synapse; cytoskeleton of presynaptic active zone. Gene Ontology annotation, molecular function: metal ion binding; structural constituent of presynaptic active zone. Gene Ontology annotation, biological process: presynaptic active zone assembly; protein localization to synapse. The record is from RefSeq and is a predicted model, not a curated record.
CUCCGUGCGGGAUGCUGAAUUGUAGGCGAUGAUGGCGGAAGGGGAGCACCACUGACUUUUAUACGAGUUCUUCCCGCGGCCGAAGAACCGUCUACGACAUCGUUUCUCUCCCUCCGAACCUUUGCCGACACGAUGGGGAACGAGGCGAGCAUGGAAGGAGAGGGACAGGCGGGACAAGGCGGCCCAUGCACCGUUCCUGCUGCGGGUACUCCGGCUUCCAUUUCAGCACCAGCCGACUCUGGACAGCUCACCAAGCCGAGCAAUGGAGCGCCUGCCGGAGGAAGUGGCACUGGACCCGGCCCGGGAAUUAACAGGCCACCUGCGUCAGACCAGGGGCCAAAAUCCGGAGUCCACAUCAGUCAUGGGACAGGGGACAGACUAGCCUCCCAUGACACCCCACAGUCUGCCCCAUCCUACGGGGAGCAGGGUCACGUGUCCAGGAAGAGCCUCCACGUGGACGUGGGCAGCGGCCGGACUGGGAGAUCUCCUUCGGUAUCCCCGGACCGAGGCAGCGUCCCUACCUCUCCUUAUUCUGUGCCUCAAAUAGCACCCAUGCCCAGCAGCAAGCUGUGCCCCGUCUGUAAGACGGCCGACCUGACUGGCACUGGUGACGACAGGCCAAGCUUCAACACGUGCACACUGUGCCGCUCCACCGUGUGCAACCAGUGUGGCUUCAACCCCAACCCUCACCUCACUGAGGUCCAGGAGUGGCUAUGCCUGAACUGUCAGAUGCAGAGAGCGUUGGGGAUGGAUAUGACCACACCACGUUCCAAGAGUCAACAACAGAUCAACUCUCCUUCUCAUGCUGCCAAACCAGAACCUAAACCCGAUGCUUCUCCUCAGCCCGCCCCUCAGACAACCCCUCAGACUCGGCCAGGACAGACACAUCCGGCUUCGGGCCCUUCUAAACAGACGGGUCCAGCUCAGCACCCAGUAAAGUUGCCUCCAGGGGCGGUGCCGCUCCCCGGCAUGGCCAAAGCCCCGUCGCAGCCCGAUUUGUCCCGCAACUCCCCUGCCCACCAGCCCCAGCACCCCCGCCAGGACCAGACGCGCAGCGCAGGCAGCUCUCCUUCACGACAGCCUCCACCCCCUGAGCAGACUUUUGGGAAAUUAUUUGGCUUUGGUGCUUCUCUCCUUAACCAAGCCAGUACGCUUAUAUCCGAGACCACUCAAGUUCAACCACCACCCCCGAAACAGGCCCCCAAACCAGGCGGACCUCACGGUCCAGGACCCGGGACACCCAAACUUUCAGGACCUCCAUCUGCACAACAAGGGUCUCGAGCUCCACCUCAGCAGCAAGCCGCCCCUCCAGAUUCCUCCAAACCCAAAGCUUGUUGUCCUCUUUGCAAAACGGCUCUCAAUAUCGGCAACACAAGCGAGCAAGCCAACUACAACACGUGCACCCAGUGCCACUCCAAAGUGUGCAACAUGUGCGGAUUCAACCCCACUCCGCACCUAGUCGAGAAAAAAGAAUGGCUCUGUUUGAACUGCCAGACACAGAGGGCUCUGUCAGGAAGUUUGGGAGAUAUUCCAGACCCUGCCACACAAAGCGCCGUUCCCACCAUGCCACCUGCAGCAUCUAAUCAGCAGCCACCACAGCAGAAAGAAGCGGAUCAGCGGUCAGGGCCAAGGCCCUCAGGUCCUCAGCAGCAACAGAAAGCAUCGGGUCCCCAAGAUCAUGUUAAAUCAAGUACACAGAGUUUAAGUGACACCGGAUACUCCUCGGAUGGAAUCUCGAGCUAUCAAGGGGAGAUUAUUGGUCGGAUUCAUGAAGAUGCGGUCAAGCUCAAUGAGAAGGGUGUGUCCAUUUCCUCUGAAAUGACAAAGUUAGAGACAUCAAUGAAACCUCUAUUGGAGUCGAAAACCACAUCGGACCAGAAGCAUAGGCCUCAUUCAUUGUCUGUUGGACAAGGACGGGACAUCAGUCCAGAGGACGACGCAGCAAGAGAUGACUCGGACGACGAGCUCAGCUGUAAGCUUCGUCACGAUUAUGUGGAAGACAGCAGUGAAAGUGGUCUCUCGCCAUUACCAGUAAGACAGAAGAAGUCACAUAAAGACUUAACAGAUGAAGAGUUUAUGAGGAGGCAAAUUAUGGAGAUGAGUGCCGAUGAAGAUGAGUUGGAGGAAUAUGGCGAGCAGAGGACUAAAAAAGGGCAUAAAACUAGUGGAGAUUUGAACAAAGAGAGACGACGACUCCCGCACCAUUCCAGUAGUUUUGAAGAGGCAGCCAAAGAAUCAGCAGAUGUGGAAGAAGAGGAAGAUGUCGUAAUGGCCGGGGGUCUUCGCCGUUUUAAGACGAUUGAGUUAAAUAACACAAAUAGUUACAAUAGAGACAUGGAACUUAGUACUGAGCACGACCUACGAGAACCAGAACUAGAGAUGGAGAGUCUUACUGGUUCUCCUGAGGAGAGGUCUAAAGGAGAAUAUUCAUCCACUCUACCUGCUACCACUCCUAGCUACACUUCAGGAACAUCACCAACGUCAGUGUCAUCCAUGGAAGAUGACAGUGACAGCAGCCCGAGUCGAAGAGCAAGACUGGAGGAAGCAAAGCAGCAGAGGAAAGCUCGACAUCGCUCACAUGGGCCAUUGCUGCCAACAAUUGAGGACUCCUCUGAGGAGGAUGAGCUCAGAGAGGAAGAGGAGCUGCUGAGAGAACAGGAACAAAUGAGAGAUCUGGAGCAACAGAGGAUUCGAAGUACUGCUCGAAAAACAAAGAGGGAUAAGGAGGAGCUGCGAGCACAGAGACGUCGGGAGAGAUCCAAAACUCCGCCCAGUAAUCUCUCUCCCAUCGAGGAUGCGUCACCAACUGAGGAGCUGAGACAGGCUGCAGAGAUGGAAGAGCUCCACAGGUCAUCGUGUUCAGAAUACUCACCCUCAAUGGACUCUGAAGCAGAAGGCUUUGAGAUCAUCGGUGGCAAGCUGUACAAAUCCGGGAAUGAAUAUAACCUUCCAACUUUUACGUCACUAUACUCUCCAACAGAGAAGGCACCAUCUGCUGAUAAAACACUAAAAAGUGCAGAGGAGGUCUAUGAGGAGAUGAUGAAAAAAGCUCAGCUCCUUCAGAAGCAAGGAAAACAUGCCACACAGCAGAAACAUUCACUUCGUGACAAUACAAGUACUGCCUUAAUCCCCGGCUCAAGCCCAACCCAGAUUUCUUCACCCAUGUCCUCCUCCACAACUGGAACUGACCCACGAAUUCCAGGAAUUCAUGCAGCACAACACCUUUCAAAAGAAACUCAAAAUAGGAUGGUGUCACAGAGUGCCAAAAUUGAAGGUGUUGUCGGAGGAGUCACCACAACCAAAAUUCCAGUUAGCCACACUGCUACAACUCGAAAUGCAGCCGGUGCGGGCUCCCAACGGCCAGCACAGGCAUCACCUGACUCGUCCUCACUAACCUACAAAGUUUUCUCCCUUUUCAAAGGGCCCAGCCCACAAGCCUCACCCACGGCUUCUUCCGUGCAAAGCCCAACACAUCCAGGAAGUGGCGGCAGGCAGUUGCCGACACUGCCUGGCGGACCAUCGUCAACUCAAAGGUCGAAUUCACCACGUCUUGUACGACAACAGUCCUCUCAAGAUUCACCGGUAAUGGUAAUAACACUCGGAUCUACAACAACUAAUCCCACUAAACCUGUAACGGUAAACUCAUCCACUUCCCCUUUAUCAUCACCAACACAGGCUAGCUAUAAAAUCCCGUACAGCUCCCAGCAUCCAUCAGCAAGUUCUCCAACUUCUCCCCAAACAUAUUCGUCCCAGCAGGCCCCAAAACAUUCUUCACAAAUGGCUCACCAUGUUGAAAAACCAAACGUCGCUAUUGGCACACAAAGUCGAGAAUCGCUUUCUAUGGAGAAUAUAUCUCUUUGUAAAAUCUCAAACAUUUCAGGCACGUCAGUGGUCAUGGUCCAAAGCCAAACCCAUCCGACGAACAUUGUGGAUCUUCGAGCCCCGAUGAGAUCUGCCCCGAUUAUAAUGACAGAUCAAGGGAUGGAUCUAACAUCCUUAGCUUCUGACGCAAGAAAGUACUCCUUGGGAGCAGAACAUCCAUCUGUUCGACAUACAGCUGUCCAACCACUUAUUAUGAACCUGAACGCACAGGAGCAACCACAUGUAUCCGUUUCAACGCCAACAACAGUUAGUGUGACAGUUGCAGGUUCUAUGUUCAUCUCUCAACCCAAACAACCCAUUGUCUAUGGAGAUCCUUUGCAUAACCGUGUAGAUUUAGGCCAGGGAGUGGGAUCCGCUGUUUGUUUAUCCCAGGGUAAGACGCCAGUUUCCGACCCAUCUAUUCCAAAAAUCGACGCCUGCCUCGAGAAUUUAGGUAUCCAACAACAGCAGCUGCAAUUACAACAACAAAAGCUCUUGCAGCAGCAACAACUUCUUGAGCAGCAGCUGCAGCAGCAUCAGCAGCAUUCUUCCUUUGCACGUUACAAUUUAGCCAAUCAAAUCCCUCCACUUGUGAUGAAAAAAGAUCUCGUAGUAAGUCAGACAACCAGUUCCCAGCCUACAGUCACUGCAAGAGUAGCUCCACUGUCUUCCCAACCUGUUUGUAAUGCCCCGCAUGAUAUCUAUGGGGGAGUUGUUCUCGAGCUACAAAAUAAGCCAACAGUUAUGAACCUGUCCACAGGAAAACCCCACGUUAUGAUGGUUCAGCUCGAUGAGAGUAAACCAUCCCAGGCAGCGGUGACUCAGUUACUCAAGAAAGAAGAUCCUCCACCUGUGCCUCAAGUCUUGGAUUUGACUGGGCAGAUCAAACCAGAAAACCAAGUUGCUUGUUGCGAUGUUGUAUACAAUUUGCCAUUUGCUGGUUCCUGUGCGGGGUCAUUUACUCAGAAGCCCACAACAGUAUCACCAGAUAAAAAAACUACCACUGAGACCUCAAACGCACCACCUCCUCCUCAUCAUAUGCAUUAUAAUAUCAAUCAACAGCAACAAUCUCAGACCGCGCAGGGCGUAACGGACGAGCAUAAACCAUACCAAACGCCGAUAGUCCCAUCAGGAAGAAUACAACCCUCCAUGUCUGAUAAUAAUCUGCCUGCCGUGACUGAAGCUGGUCACUACCAGAGGAACAUUAAGGGAGGUGUGGCAGUAGAUCUUAGCAACACCAAUCAGACUUACGACAGUGGCUACCUCGGGAUGGGAGCCCAGUAUGGCUCAUACACAGACCUGCGGCACCAAGGAGACAUUGCAGGCCCAACGUUACCCAUUCGGCGUUAUGGGUCAAUGUCAAAUAUCAAUUCUGACUAUUCCUGUGGGUCAAAUGAGUUAACAGGACCACAGGAUUCCAAUCUAUCACAAUUCAGUGCAACCACCGCAAGGGAAAUUAAUCAAAUGUGUGCGGCUCUUAACACAGUAGAUCAGUUUGCAACACGGUAUGGAAAUAAUCCCGAGGUAUUACCUUAUGGGAUUGGAAGAGGUGCACAUUUAGGUAGGCUGAAUCUCCAUCAAAGUUUAGCGUCAAUCAGAGCAAGUUUGAUGUAUGGCCCAGAUGGAAGACCCUUGUCCAAUAGUCAAACUUUAACAAACUUGAUCAAUGCAAGACAAGCAAGUAUACGCGCCUUGUAUCCUGCUGCUUUAAGAGGAGGCGAUGGCAUGAUAUAUUCGACCAUAAACACUCCAAUAGCCUCUACCUUGCCAAUUACGACCCAGCCCGGCCCUGUUCUGCACCCCAUGCCUCGAGGUAUUUACAGGCCGUACCCCGCAGGCGUAACCGCCGUACCUUUAGCUAGUCUUACCAGGUUGCCUCAAGUGAGUCAGAGAACUCCACUGGCCACCCAAGGAACAUAUCCAUACCCUCCUUCAAACCAGUACCCUGUUUCAACCACAACUUCUAGCACUCUAAGCACCUCACAAAAUGAAACUCCCAUGUAUCUUGGAAGGCCUUCGACUGCAGCUCCAAGCAUCCCACCAACCCAAGCCAGCACAACGAAAAACGCGUUAGGAGCUGGUAUGCAAACGACGUUAGUUCAACAGGCUGAUCAGACUCAACAUAUGUCACAGAUGAUCUCGCAAGGUCAAGGACAGCCUCCAACUGCCAUGACGGCACAAGCCCAGAUGCAGCCACAGCAACUACCUGUUCAAACCGAACCUUUAUCAUUAACCCAAAGCCAUCCUCAAGCUCAAUCCGUCAGUCAACCCCAACCAGUCCCACCCAGUGUUACUGCCCCAACAUCCAAAAUAUCUCCUGUCGAGUCUCAGAAAAGCAAGGAAGAUGAGCGGCUCAGUCAACAACAAGAGCACAUGCUGCAACUAGAGCGAGAGCGUGUGGAAUUGGAAAAACUUAGACAGCUGCGCCUUCACGAGGAGCUUGAGCGAGAUCGAAUGGAGCUUCAGCGACACCGAGAAAAAGAACAACUCAUUGUUCAGCGUGAAAUCCAAGAAUUGCACACCAUCAAGCAACAGGUCUUACAACAACAGCAGGCAGAGCGGGAGACUCAACUUAUGAUGCAAAGAGAGCAACUGGCCCAACAGAGAAUGCAGCUUGAGCAAAUCCAGUCUCUGCAGCAGCAACUCCAACUGCAGUUGGAGGAGCAGAAAAGACAAAAGACAGCAGCGGUGGAGGCAGCGGCGGCCACCGCAGCGGCGGAGGCCGCGGCGGCAUCGGCAGCCGCGGCUGCGACGUCUGCCCAGGGCGUCAUACAAGGGGUGGUGGUCGGAGGAGGGCCUCCUCAAGGCUUCCUGAUUUGUGAUCAAAGUGGAAGGGUUCUACAGCAGGACGGGCAAACUGUGAAAUUCUGGCAAGACGGACAAGUGGUCCAAGCUAUGGUGGCCGCUAGACCGAUUCAUAGUUCUGUGUCAGAAAUGUCUUUGAGAAGCACUGACAAACAGGCUGAGUCCAAGAUUAUGAAGAAGCAAAACUCCAUGCCCCGUCUUAGAGACAGCACCGAGGAUGAUUCUGGUAAGAAGAUAGCAGACAGUUGCGUGCAAACAGAUGAUGAAGAUGGAGAGGACCGGUACCUAAACCGGCGUAGAAGAACAAGGCGUAUUGCAGACUGCAGUGUGCAGACUGAUGAAGAGGACCAAGGCGACUGGGACCAGCAACCAGUAAGGCGCCGACGUUCUCGUAUAUCAAAGCACUCGGAAUCCAGCGGUGAGACGAAAUCGGACGGGUCAUCCAGAACGGUAUCUGCAAGUAUCGCUAUUCAAACCUCAAAUGACUCGUCAUGUCAGACUGAAUCUGAGCAGCUAGGUAGGGUUUCGCCAGCUAUUCAUAUCACCAUGGCAGAAAGCUCAAAGGUUGACCUGUUACAUUACAUCGCAGCACCUGAGAGGACCCACAAGGGAGAAAGUCUGGCUUGUCAGACUGAACCGGAGUCACAGUCUCAAGGCGUUGUUGCUCCCCAACUCAGUGUCCCUACAACAAUUAGUCCAUAUUCCACAAAUCUGCACAUAGCAAAUCCAUCUGACCCAAACUCUCAGAGACAUCAAGGAGUCACUAAGUUUGAGAGACGAAAACCCGACCCACUGGAAAUCGGUUACCAGCAGCAACCCAAUGAAUCUCCUCGCCAGCCCCCCAAAUCCCCUCAGGUUUUGUACUCCCCGGUUUCGCCAUUGUCUCCUCAUCGUAUGUUGGAGACAACAUUCGCCUCACAAGAAAAGCUUAAUAAAGCCCACGUGACGCCCCAGCAAAAGGCCUUGACUGCUGAAUCGCCGCAACGCCACCAGUCUCUACCAAGGCCCAUAAAAAGUGUGCAGCGCUCCAUGUCUGAUCCGAAGCCUCUCAGCCCCACCUCAGAGGAUCCUGCCAAGAACAGAUUCUCUCCAUAUUAUCAGCAAGCUGUGUCCAACAGUCAGAUGGCCUCCCUGCAGCAGCAGCAGAAUGCUGUGAUGAGGAAGGUAAAGAGGACUCUUCCCAGCCCCCCUCCAGAAGAGAGUCCACUCCCCAUAGUUACUCCAGCACAAAUGUACAGUUCUCCCGGGAUGCCUCAGAGGGUUUUGCCGAGACCUGCGCAAGGAGUCACCAAGGCAGGCUUGCUGAGUGAACUGAAAGCUGUCGAACAAGAGUCGUCAAAGCUCAGGAAGCAGCAAGCCGAACUGGAGGAAGAAGAGAAGGAGAUUGACGCCAAAUUACGUUACUUGGAAUUAGGCAUUACUCAACGUAAGGAGACCAUGGUGAAGGAAAGGGAGAGAAGAGAGUUGGCUUAUCUUCGCUGUAUGGGUGAUGCUCGAGACUACAUGUCAGACAGCGAACUCAAUAACCUCAGGAUGGGAACUGCAACGGCAACCUUUGAUGCUAAUGGUUUGCUGACAAGGCCCAGCACCGCACCGCUCAGUCAGUUUACUAAUGAUCUCAACGCAACAUCGCAGUAUUCCUCAACCUCAGGCUACAUGUCUUAUCCUUACCCUCAAAAUCAAGCGCCAACACAGCAGCCAGGCUCAUCUUACCAUCAGAUUGGGUUCCAACCUCCCCAGUACUCUUCAUCCUCUGCUCCCCAGCCUGGGACAUUCCAGCCCCACCCCCCUCCAGGCCCCGGCUACCAGACCCAGGGAACUUAUUCUUCCCGUAUGUACGGCCAACCCUCUUACCAAACAGAUCUCGGCAUGCAGCAUGGUCACCAGGCCUUCCAUCCACCCAGCCAGCCUAUGCCAGGCCAAAGUCUCCCUUAUCCCAGCCACAGCUCCUACCAACCUGGACUUCCUUACCCGACCCAAGCAGAUAUCCUCACAGUACACCAAAGACCAAGGCAAACCUCUUUGGCUGAUCUGGAGCAGAAACUUCCCACCAACUAUGAGGUCAUCAGCAACCCAGCAGUCUCUGUGGCCACAUCAGCGCCGGAUACCUCGUACGGCCCCGCCUACAGCAAUGCAUAUGGACAAUAUCGCCCCCCUGAGCCUGGCCUGACACACUCUGGUGACAGCCCAACAUCUGCGUACGUUUCAGAUGAACAUUACACCUCUAACUUAGAGCAGAACAUCCCAAGGAAUUAUGUAAUGAUCGAUGACAUCAGCGAAUUGACAAAAGACAACAGCGGGCAACCGGUUGAUGCUCUCGGUCACCCGGUAGGAGGGCGAUACCGCAGUGAGAAUGGCCCAGGACGUGGCAGCACCUAUAGUAGACCUGAAGAUGAGCCGGUGGAUGCAUACGGAAGACCAACUAGCACGGUGGCUUACCAAACCCCCAUGGACGGUCGUACUACCACCACGGUUAGCGGAGGAGCUUAUUACGAUGACUACAAACACACAUCACGGAGCAACUCCAGUAGCCACAAAGUCUCAGCCAAAAAUCUCGCUCCUGCCGUGGUCUCUUCUAAACGUAGUAAGCACCGAAAACAGGGAAUGGAGCAGAAGAUAUCCAAAUUUUCUCCGAUCGAGGAAGCUCGCGAUGUCGAGGCAGAUCUGGCAUCCUACACUAUGACCACCUCGACGGGAGGCAGUUGUACUGUGGUGUCCCGAUCCAAGAAUCAGGACGAACUGGCAUACGGGAUGAAGAGGAAUGCUUACGACCAGCAGAAAUAUUAUGGCACCAGUCGCGAGGGUCUUGAGGAAGAAGAUCGCAUGUACGGCUCCGGUAGGUCCAGGUCCACCGGCUACGGCAUGGAUAAGAUAUCAUCUCGAGAUGCCCCAGGUCACAGAAGUAAAUCCUACGAGAGGGAUGCCAUGGAGCGUUCUCAGAGGAGCGGCCGCAGUGGAAAACCACCCAUCCGCAAUCAGAAUUCAGAGGAAGAGAGUCCAAUCAGUCCUGUUGGUAAACCCGUAGGCAUCGGACGGAGCUCUGCUGCGGCCAACGCUCACGAUGUGAGGAACCAGUAUGGGUCAAGUCAUUCGCUUCCAGAUGUGCAAGACCACCACAAGAAGGACCUUCCAAGGAGUCACGUGUACAAACCAGAUGACCCUUACCUUGUAGACGACAUGCACUGUGCUGUUUCAGACAGUGAAGCGUAUCAUUUGGGCCAAGAGGAGACAGAUUGGUUUGAAAAGCCUCGAGAGGCUCGUUCAGAACGUUCAAGACAUCACAGAGGUGGAAGUCAGUCGUCUACAGGUAGGCGCACAAAGCACACCUACCAUGACUAUGAUGAGCCACCAGAGGAAUACGGUCCCCAGGAUGACAACCAUCAACGCCAUUCCUCCUCCGCAUCGUCACGGGACCAGCGAUAUCAUGGCAACAGCUCCGGGAGGCACAACGCUUCCCGACACAGCUCCGAAGAUCCCAGGUCCUCUCGUUCUAACAGGACACACCCCAAAGACAAUUCGGGUCGAUAUGAUGGCAGGGGCACUUCCUCUGCACAGAGGAGGGCUGGCCCGGACUCCCGUUCUAGCCAAGGAAGUCCCCGGAACUCAGGAGAAUUCUCCCGUGACCCGGCUUCCGGUCACCACCACGGCACCGGAGGACGAAGCCAGAGACAAGCGGGAGAGCGCACAAGAAGGCAGGAUCCCUCUGCUACAGGUUCCAAGAUGCAGCAGCAGGGCCAUGCUGGGCAACAGCGUUCAAGUGGUCAAAGCCAGUCGGGGAGACAUCCUGGCUCGGAAGCGCUUGAUGGUACUCAGCAAGUCCAGCAGCAGCAGCAGCAGCAGCAAAAUGUACAACAACAGCAGCAGCAGCAGCAAAAUGUACAACAGCAACAACAACAGCAGCCGCAGCAGCAGCACAGCCACCCCCCUCCAAGCAGCCAGCCAAGUGGACCAUCACAACAGCAGCAGCAGCAGCAGCAGCAGCAGCAGCAGCAGCAGCAGCAGCAGCAGCAACCCAAGCCAAGCCAGACACAGGGACGCCCAGGAGGAGGUUCUGCAGCAAGCCAGCCAGCAACUACAACGGUCAAAAUGGAUACCACACCAUCAACAACUUCCAUAGGAAUGAAGCCUACAAUGGCAGUCCCAAGCAUACCUCAGACUACCAAAACGACUCCACCGCCUCUAACAGGCAUUGGCUCGAAAGCCGCCCCAGUGGGGAUCGGUAGCAAAGCCGGCGGUAUUGGCAGCGCUGCGGCUGGACAGGCACCUGCUGAAGGGGAAAACGUUCUGACCAAAAUUCUGCAAGGGGGAGCAGCCGAGCAGGCGGGAAAACUGGGAGACGCUUUGUCCGGCCUUGGGAAGAAAUUCACUUCAUUCUUUUAAGUUGAAGAGGAGAGGGGUCUGCGUCGUCACAACAAUCCAAAAUGAGAGUCGUGGUACCAGAAAAACCUAUGAAACUACAUUUAUUACUUUUUACCAUCAUGGUGAUGUCAAUCCAGAGCAUGGAAUCCUCUGAGCAUCAGAGGACUUGUGUUCUGCUUCUUCUCCUCCUUAAAAAGCUUUCUGGGAUCUAAAAGAAAGUUCAAGGCCCACUGAAGGGAGCGUUCUGGCUGCGCUCCAAUUGAGGAAAGCCUCAUUGCGCCCUCUACUGGAUGUUCUUCAUAUCUGAGGAUUACACAUCUGGCAUGGAUAAUUUAUCCCACGUUAAUGCUGAUUCUCAAAGCAUGUCAAAGGUUUUUCUGGUACCAAAGAAUCAUAUCGCUCGCAGACAACUCCAGCAAGAAACCUGAACGCUCGGGUUCUCCGAUCUCUACAUUCCAGAAUGGGAACGUAACCCUGUCUUUGAAUGUGUUCUUACUUCUCCUUUUCUUUUCAGUGUCUCUACAGAAUGAAUUGUGUAAUUGUGUACAUGCACGCACAAGUAUAUGAAAACUAAAGAAAAACAAAUUCAUAUCUGUACUUUUCCAACAGCCACAAUUAGUCAUGAGUUUUAUUUUUUGUUGUUGUUUUGUUAGGGGGGGAAAUACUGCCAGUGUGCCCAUAAGUGUGAGAUUCACACCGAUGAGAGGACCAAACGAAAGAGUGGCAGUGGCUCGAUAUCUCGCCAUCACAAAGCCAUUGCUAUUGUCUGCGUGGAGCUUUCAUACCUCAUCUUUUAGUUCCUUUUCAAUUUGCCUCAUAUUCACUGAUUGGACGAGCCUUAUUCAGAACUUUUUUAUUUUAUUUAUAUAUAUAUAUACCUCGUAUGUUUUCAAAUGUCCAUAUCAUGACGCAUUUAUUUUUACGCAGCUGUAUACUACUGUAUGUACAAAAUCUUUCAAGAUGUCAUUAUGUAAAUUUGUCAUUUGUGUAUUUACGGAAUAACAUUUUUACCUUGUUGUUUUAUUUGGUACAACUUUAUAUUUGAAGCUUUUUAUUUUGUUAACUGUCACUUUUCUCGCAUCAAAUAAUUUGCUUGGUGACUUUCAAAAAGAAAAAAGAAAAAAAGCAAUAGCAUGCAGAUAACUGUAUAUAGCACAAUGGUAUAAAUGUUGUGUACGUAAGCGAUGGGGAAUUUAUCCGACGCUUCUUGUUGUACAGUUUGUCGAACGGUUUACAACCAUCGUACCAGAUGUCCAGACGUGCAUGUGUGUUAGGUGCAGAUGCAUUCGACUCUAAUGCUUAGAGCAUGCGGAGUGGUAGGAACACAUACGAACGCACAUAUUUCGCCAUGUCAGAGUUCCUUUCUGCUCUAUGGUUAGAAAGUCAUCAACAAUCUUACGAACAAGCUGGGCCCACUGCCUUUAUUCUCCGCGUUCGCACACGCACACACGAAGUGUAGAUGAGCAAUUCAAAUGUUCUAUGCAAUGACUCCUUUUGAACCCGGUAGUGACGUCAUCACAACAAACCAACAACACCGCGUCAAGCAGUUUGAGGUCUGUUUUCACUGUUUGAAUCGAUCGAAGUCGAGAUGUUUUGUUUGUUGCAUGUUUCUUGAGCUGUCCCCACCCUCCGCAGGGACUUGUUGCCAAAGGGUAAACUGUGUCUACUGUCCGUUUUUUUGAAUGUCCACCAUCAUGUUGCUUCGUAGCAUGGGUUUGCUUGGCUGCUUCCUUGGCUGUUUGUUAGUUCCUCGACAGUUUUGCCUGACCUGGGCUUGCAGUGACCGUCUGUGCUGCUCUGAACCUGUGACACAACACAUGCACAAGCCUGGCUGGUUGUGGUCGCCGCUGGAAGACAAGCAGACACAUGGACGUUAUGUCACAGUGCCUCCGAGAUCGCCAUCCAAACGCGAGAUGGAGAUCCGCUUGAUGCGAGGCACGUAAGACUUAACAGCUUUUAGUGCAGCCAUCCUCAUUCUAACUGUAAAUACACGUUCAUUCGACUGUACAGCUUUUGUUUGCAGUACGGCUGUCAUGUGCAUCCCCAUGCCGUAUUUGAUGCCAACUUUUUGUGUAUAAAAGAACAUUUAUUAACAGUAACAAGGAAGAUGAUUAUGGUACUUGCUUAUGCAUAGACUAUGUGGCUAACCCGUACUGAUUGUUUACAACAGUGGAACAAAAACGGAACACAAAUUCCUCUUCAGAAACAUAUUCAGUCUAUGUCGAGAUUCUAUCCUUAUUGUAUUUUAGAACCUCCACGGCAACAAGUUGCCUUCGGUGUCCCACAAUCAGGAGGUUUCCGUGGUUAUGAUCUAGGAUGUGAUCAGAUUGUUUGGAUGAAGCAGGGCAAAAAAAAAAAAAGGAAAAAAACAAUAAAACAUCUGGAAAAUGUCAUUCACUGUUGUAAGUGCAAUGGGGAAAAACGUCAGUCGUGUAUCCAUCGUGAAACCUUGUGCUCUAUUCGGUGUAUUCCUGUAAACUGAUAAAUUAAUUAGUACAUUUUGGUGCAUCAUGUCCAGUAAUGUGAUUCAAUGAAAAUAUUGAUCCUGCAAUUUCCAAACAGAGAAAAAGAAUAAACAUUAAAGAAAUAUAAUGUUGUCUUGUA